Molecule: messenger RNA, 1715 nt
Organism: Strongylocentrotus purpuratus (purple sea urchin)
Lineage: Eukaryota; Metazoa; Echinodermata; Echinoidea; Camarodonta; Strongylocentrotidae
Product: coiled-coil domain-containing protein 137
Exons: 6
Coding region: 75-965 (296 amino acids)
Source: RefSeq, a predicted model, not a curated record
CUACUGCAUGUUUGGCCUCACUUGCAGACUUGAGUGAAUUAUUUUCUAAUCGUCUUUUUAAGAAGUUGUGAAAUAUGGGUCGGAAAAGCAGAUAUAAGAAGUACAAAGCAGUAGAUCCAUUUUGUGUAGGCUCGAGAAAAAGAAAUUUGAUACGUCUUGAAAAGGUAUUCAACAAACCACCAAAUAAAGAGGAUUUUGAACAGAAACCACCCAAGGGUUUCAUCGAGCUGAUGAGUUCAUUGAAGGAAGAUGGUGUUCGAAAGGAAAAGAAGGCUGAAAAGAAGAAGAGAGAGAACGAAGAGAGCAUGGAGGAUAAUGGGGGAAACAGGAGGAAAAAGAAAAAGUUUGAAAGACAUCAUUGGGAAUCCGAUGGCCAGUACAUUGCCAGAGUGGAUAGGAUAGCCACAAACGUUGUGAACAAGGAGAAGAUGGAUAUUCUAAAGAGUGGAGGAGAUAAGGAGGCGACUCCAAAGAAACUCACCAAAGAAAAGGAGAGGAAACUGAAAAGGAUAAAAAAGACAGCAGCAGAAGCCAAAAAAAAGAAACUGGAAGAACAGGAGGAAUAUGUGAAAGCAGCCAAAAAUGAACAGAUGCUAGAUUCCCUGGAGAAGGAAAUGAUGAAAGAUAAGGUAUUAUUUGGAGAAGUUGCAUUGGAACCGCCGACAAUCACCAAAGCACCCAGGAAGGGCCAAGAUGUAGUAAAGCCUGGUCAACGAGAACUGCUUCUUAAAGGACUCAUGUCAGCGGACCAAUCAGGUACCAAGCCAACUCAGCAGCGCAAGAAGGCUGGACAGGGCGGGCCAGAUAGCAAGAGCGGCCAGAAGAAAGGGAAGAGGAGAAAAGACAUGUCUGCUCUGGAGAAGUCACGCUUUGACGAGACGAGAAGCUCGGUUAUAGAAGCUUACAGGAAGCAGAAGAAAACCACAAGGAUAUCAUUGCCAUUGCCAGAUGAAGAUUUGAGGUGAUGGAUGGAUGGAAGGAGUUCAGAGACUGAAAGGACAUUUUAUGUGAUACGCCGGAGCCCCAAGGAUGGGACAUAUUUAUAGCGAUGUUGAUCCAGGUUAGGCCGAUGGUCAGUGCAGUCAUGAAGCAGCAGAACUGAUUAGGUGAAACCAUGCCAUAAACAAGUCCUAAAUUUGUUGUCAAUGGAUUAAUGAGUCAGUACUGCAGACAUAGUAAUGAGACUGACACCAGGGGGCGUUUCACAGAACUUGUCAUCAGUGACAAAUGACAGUUUUUGUUAUAAGCUACUGAAAUCCUUGCUUUUGAUUGGUUAUCAGCAGAUUUGUCACUGAUUUUUGCCAUUUUUAAUUGAAAAAAGGCUUUGUGAAACAGGCCCCAGACCAACAAUAGACCGACCAUACAUUAACAUUACCCAAAUAACAGAAAAUUGGUCUAUUUAGAGUUGGUUUGGGCAUGUGACUGAUGUAUUAAGAGGACAUUCUGUAGUUCAACUGAUGUAAUUUGCCAUCAUUAUAGCCUUUAACCCAUGAUUUAUAGUUGUAACUUUUAGAGACUUAUGUGCAGAAAUUCUUUUCUUUCUGUUUAUGCUAUUAUGGAAUUUUUCUUCUGAUCAGGGCCCCGUCUUACAAAGAGUUGAUAUCAAUUGCAACUAUGUACAUAAGAGAUAGGAGACUGCUAACUUGGGAUUAAAUGGGAGGACUCGCGAUUAAUUUGGAUCAAUGGCAACUCUUUGUAAGACAGGGCCCAGAUGA